Messenger RNA from Schizophyllum commune H4-8, 3738 nucleotides. RefSeq lists its product as uncharacterized. NCBI's taxonomy places the organism in Eukaryota, Fungi, Basidiomycota, Agaricomycetes, Agaricales, Schizophyllaceae. The record is from RefSeq and is a predicted model, not a curated record. The transcript has 6 exons. Bases 98 to 3442 code for a protein of 1114 amino acids.
CGACUGCCACAAGCGGCGUGUUUGUCGCGCGCAGCUGUUCAUUCUUGUAUCUUGCCGCUUCACUGGCUGCGACGGCCAGGAUACCCAACGAACGAUCAUGGCGGCAGUCACCGUCGCCGAGUUGCCUUUUCGGCCGGACACACCCCUCGAGUCCGAGGACGACGACAAUUUCAACACUGCUAAUGCGCGUAUUCACUUUGGACAGCUCAAGUCGCCGGAGAAGAAGAUCAGAUCGGAAGUGCUAGGGUCUGUACAGACACCAGUGAACCAGCGGACUGUCAGGCGCUCGGCGCGACUCAGCGGGGGCAGCGAUGUUGCAACGCCUGAGCAGCCGCAAGGGGAACCUAGCGAACCGCUCGCGCCGGUAGAACCGGCAGAUACACCAGAGCGGGCCACAACGCCAGAUAGUGGGGAGCUGGAAGAACCUCAGUCCCAACUAGCAAGCCGAAUCAUGAGCGCACACGACAACCCUUCGCCCCCACCCCAGUCGCCGCUUAAUCUGCCUGGAGAAGACGAUAGUCGGCCUCCGUCGCCAAACCCAAACGCAAACCUGCUACCCAUCCCGUUCAUCCUCCCCACCUCCCCAUCCCCGGACGACCACAGUCGCGAUUCGCUGAACCUGAUGUCCUUCAACUCCGCCUCCUUUUCCCUCUCACCGCGGCAGCCGAUCGAUGCAGGACCUCAAACGAUGGACUUCCUCACCGGAUCGCCGUCAAUGGCGUUGACGGUACCGUCUGUUAACGUCGCACCCGCGGAGGCACCCCUUAGUCCCAACUCCAUGUUGAUCCCCGUGAGCCCAACGCAGAGCAAGGCGGACGAAGAGGCUGUAGCGGCGGAGCUUUUCGCCCCCGCACCCCCAUCGGACUUGCCCUCUCCAUCGCCGCAGCCUCCUGCUGGUGGCAGUCCCUCGCGUUCAGACACGCCUGAGGCGCUCCAGCUUCUGGAGGCCCCACCAGCGUCGGAGGAGCCAUUAAGGUCACCAUCUCCGGGGAAUGAAGCGGGUCCAUCCAAUGCAUCUCCAUUCAGCUUGAAGUCUCCCCGCCGAUCAAGCCGUCCACGACGCAGUGUCGUCCCUUUCACUAUCCCUACCACCCCAGCGAAGUCCCCGCACAAAGAAGAGGGGUCCGUGAAGAAACGCAAGAACACCCAGGACUCACGAUCCCGACGCAAGAGCCGUGGCCCCGCACAGUUCCAAUCGAAGGAGGACAGUAACUCGCCGGACCACGAUCCCCUCUUCGUGCAACCUUCCCCGAUGCGGCAGGCGUCGCCUACGAGGCCCCUCUUCCCCGUACGCGACUUUCAAGCGUUUGAGACGCCACAGCCAUCCCCUAGUCGGCGAUCACGGUCGCCGGAGCGGCCACGAAUUCACGAUCCGAGCGCGUAUGCGAGGGAGGUUGGGUCUCUUUCGCCCAAUGCUGUCAACGUCCUUGGCAAUCUGGCUUUUGCCGCGCUUGCCGAAGCAGACAACGAGAUGGAGGUCGACAAGUCUGACUUUGCCCCAGCAGCAAUGGACGCUGAGGCAGAGGGCGCUGAGGAGGGACCAACAGAACCUCCCGCAUCUUCAACUCCUACCCCCGAGGAACCUACCAUCGCUCCUGAAGUACCGGAAACCGCGUCGAACGAGGAAGCUAUAGCUUCAGAGAACAUUGCUCCUUCGACGCCUCCACCCCCCGCACCAUCGUUACCGAUGCGCUUCCCAUCCCCGGCGAAGUCUUCGCCAACCAAGAUGAAGAUGGUCAUUAAGCCCGGGGACGUGAGCGAAUCACCCGCACGGCGCGUUCCCGCGAAAGCAACGGCCUUCCCUUCGCCUGCCAAAGGUGGCUCUUCGAACGCCGCCCCGGCCAAAUUCACGAUACCCAGAGGAGCAGGCACGCAGGAGAGCCCUGCGAGAAGAGUGCCGGCGGCGAUGAGCAAGAUACCCAGUACCCCCUUGCGCGGCUUGCGCCUGCAGGCGCCGUCAAGCGUCAGCCGGCCAUCUAGUCGCGUUCUAGAGCCUUCAUCCGCUUUGCGUCAGCCUGCAUCGGCCUCACGCCCGCCCUCGUCGAUUACGCGACCGCCCUCUGCUAUCCGUCCACCCAGUGUCGAGCGCAAUGCGUCGGUCGAGCCGCGGCUUCCCGCUCUAACGUUUGAGCGGAGUCGCAGCGCGUCCGCCGAGCCUCCGUCUUCUGCCAUCUCGCGAUCGAAGGGGAAGGCGAGGGCGACGCCCGUCGAGCCAAAGGGGAGGAGCGCGUCUGUCGAGCCGCCGUCUGCUGUUGCGAAGACGAAGUUGGCGCAGCGUCAGCUACCAUUCCCGUUCACGGCAAUUGCGGAGGAGCCCGAGGAGUUGAAGGAGUCGACAGCUGCGGCGAGCACGUCGGAGGGGGCUGCGGGCUCGUCGACGGCUGCCGUAAAGUCGAGGUUGAGACAACCUGUUGCUGGCUCGACAUUGAAGGCCAAGUCGACGACGAGGAUACCGCGGAUGGGCAAGCCGUACGCGAGGCCGCCAUCGGCCACGAAGCCCACCGUAACUAAACCGACGCCUACUGCUGUCAAACCACCAUCGACUACAGCUAAGCCUGCGUCGUCUUCCUCGCGCCCGGGCAGCAGCACACAGGCUAACUCGUCGAAGAGCGUGCAUAUGUCGAUCAAUGGAGGCAAGAAGAUGAGAAUGGUGGAUCUGACGCGAGAAGCGCCAAAGAGGCAUGAGCCCGAGGUCUCGCCUGCGACUGCUGGAUCCGUCACCGUGACCAAGAAGACUUCUCCACCGGCUCGUGCAGCUCGCGGAGCCAAGUCACCUCCCCAGACGAGCGAUACAGCAGAUUCUGCAGCGGAUGCGCGCAAACGGAAGACAAAUGACGUCGCGGCAGAUAGUCCACCAAAGAGACGCAAGCAGAACGAUGGGAGCUCUUCACCUCCAACCCCGCCUGCCCCUCUGGCUGACGCUGCUCCCUCGAGCGACCAUGACAUGGCUUCGGAACAUGCAGAGGGCGCGACGCCUUUGCCUUUCUCAGAACCUCUUGCGACUGCUCAACAGCCGGAACAAGCAUCUUCACCUCCGCGACCGACCGCUCCUGAACCCAUAGACUCGCCCGAGAAACGCAUCGCGUCUCACUUGCAGCCUACGCAGCCGUUAGCUGUCCGACGUACUACCCGCUCUCGGAGAGGAGGGACAGAGCCGCCGCAAACGCCUGCCCCUGCACCUCGUCGAGCGCGUGUGGUGCACGCCCCGACAGACGCGCUGGGCGGGAUGUCUGCUGUUGCGCUGCGGGCGCUCACGAACGCGAACACACAGAAGAAUCAGGACUAUCUCGCCGCGCGCAUCGAGACCGAGAUCAUACGCAGGGAGGGCGACCGGCCGGACAGCCCGGCGAUGAAGAUGAAGUCGAACGGGCAGAAAGAGCAGGAGCGAGGACGGAUACAGCACUCCGGAGCGUCCACAGCGGCAUCGGAGAGGACCUGGUGACGAGGAAGACUACGAGACGCCGAUGAAGAUAGGGCGCUUGAGGUUCGAUGGUAAAGCGCAGGAAGAGGAGGCGGAAGAGGCGGCGAGGAGGGUGAAGUGGGAUCGAGCACUGCAAACAGCGAAAUGUCUGGAGGAUAUAUUGCCUCAUCCGCCUAAGGCCUCGACAUUGCCUGAACGCUCGUUGAAGAAGGGCUGUCUGUCUGCAGCUGCCAAGGCCUUGCAGCUUGAUACUCUGGGCAACCUGCCGGCGACCUCUCCGCUGAAGGACUUGGUGCCAGAGAACGUGGUCGUGAAGA